Messenger RNA from Callithrix jacchus (white-tufted-ear marmoset), 466 nucleotides. The record is from RefSeq and is a predicted model, not a curated record. NCBI's taxonomy places the organism in Eukaryota, Metazoa, Chordata, Mammalia, Primates, Cebidae.
AUGGAUCAGGAAGAGGGCUCUCACCAGACGUCAAAUCUGCCAGCGGCGGAGUUUGGGGUGCAGAGCGUGGGGAGCCGGGGAUCUGGUGCCAAUAAGGGGGGAGCAGCCUUUGGGAGUGACAGUGCCGACAAGAAGGCUCAAGGUCCCAAAGGUGGUGGCAAUGCAGUAAAGGUCAGACACAUUCUAUGUGAAAAACACAGCAAAAUCAUGGAAGCCAUGGAAAAGUUAAAGUCUGGGAUGAGAUUCAAUGAAGUGGCUGCACAAUAUAGUGAAGAUAAAGCCAGGCAAGGGGGCGACUUGGGUUGGAUGACCAGAGGGUCCAUGGUGGGACCAUUUCAAGAAGCAGCAUUUGCCUUGCCUGUAAGUGGGAUGGAUAAGCCUGUGUUUACAGACCCACCAGUUAAGACAAAAUUUGGAUAUCAUAUUAUUAUGGUUGAAGGAAGAAAAUAAAAUCUUACAAAAGACU